AUGAAGACAAAUGAUUUUCUUUGUGGAGUUAUUGAAGGUUAUUAUGGUCGUCCAUGGUCAUUUAAUCAACGAAAAGCACUUUUUGAAUAUUGUUUAAGAUUUGGUUUAAAUACAUAUGUAUAUGCACCAAAAGAUGAUGCAAAACAUCGAUCUCGUUGGAGAGAUUUAUAUACAAAUGAAGAAUCAAAUGAAUUAGCUCAAUUAAUUCAUACAGCUAAACAAUUUGGAAUUAAUUUUGUAUAUGCACUAUCACCUGGUCUUGAUAUAACUUAUUCAUCUGAAAAAGAUUUAACAACACUUAAACAAAAAUUUCAUCAAUUAUCUACUAUUGGAUGUGAACAUUGGGCAUUGUUAUUUGAUGAUAUUGAAAGUGAAAUGUCUCAACAAGAUAAAGAAAAUUUUCCAUCAUUUGCUCAUGCACAUGUUGCUAUUACUAAUCAAUUAUAUGAUUAUCUUAAUAAACCAAAUAUUUUUAUAUUUUGUCCAACAGUUUAUUGUAGUCGAAUGGCAAAACCAUCUCUUGAAAAAUCUUCAUAUUUACAAACAAUCGGAAAUGGUUUACAUACAGAUAUUGAUAUUUUUUGGACAGGUCCAAAAGUAGUAUCUCGACGAAUAACAAUGUCUCAUUUAUUAUCAAUAAAUAAUAUAUUAAAACGUCGUGUUACAAUUUGGGAUAAUUUAAAUGCAAAUGAUUAUGAUCAACGUCGUCUAUGUAUGGGACCAUUUUCAGGUCGUUCAUUAAAUAUAUCAAGACGAAUAUGUGGAAUGUUAUUGAAUCCAAAUUGUGAAUUUGAAUUAAAUUUUAUUCCAUUACAUACUCUUGGUCAAUGGUUUCAAUUAAUAAAAAUAAAUGAAAAACAAGAUCAAUUUGAUGAUGAUGAUGAUGAUGAUGAUGAUAAUAAUAUUGAAACAUCAGAAAUUUAUCAAAUUGAUAAAGUAUUUCAUAAAUCUUUAAUUGAUUGGUUACCAGAAUUUAAUAAAAUAAAAUCAGCUAAUGAUUCACAACAGAUUGUAAAAAUUGAUAAUUCUCCUCAAGGAAUGAGUCCAAAAUCAGUAACAUCAUUAUUAAUAAAUGAUGAAGAUUCUCAAGAAUCAAUUAAUGAAAAUCCCACAUGUUCAUCAUCAUCAAAAACUCAUAUUAUGGAAUGUGAUCAUAAUAAUACAAAUAAUAUUUAUUUAACAAUUGAUGAUAUUCGUUUACUUGUUGAAUUAUUUUAUUUACCUUAUCAACACGGACCAAAUAUACAACAAGUAUUUAUUGAUUUUUAUUGGCUUAGAUUUAAUUAUAAUCAAGAUCAAAAUUUAAAUGAUUGGCGUUGUCGUGCGUCAGUAUUUCAUGAUAAUGCAAAAGAUAUAUCUCGUUUACUUCAAAAAUUAGUUGCUAUUCAUAAUCGUGCAUUGCUUUAUGAUGUUUAUAAUUAUAUUAAUGAUAUUAAUUCAACAAUUAAUCUGUGUUCGAAAUAUCUUUAUUGGAUUGAUAAUAAUCAAAGACGUUCAUCAGUAUUUAUGUCAGGUGAUGAAGAACCAUGGUCAAAACGAGGUGGUCUUGCCGGAGAUUUUCUUAAUUUACUUCCAUUGGGAGAUUUUCAAUCAUUAAUUAAAUCAGAAUUUAAUUCAUUAUCAAAUGUUUUUAUUAUUCGACCAAUCACUUCAAAUGAUCAUGCAUCAAUGUAUGCAUUAUGUACAACAAUUUGUUAUCAAGAUGAUAUUGAUGAUCUCCUCAAUCAACAUUCACAAAUUUUAGCUGACAAAUUAAUUGGUGGAUAUUUGUCAAGUUCAUUAAAUAAUAGUGAUCUUUGUUAUGCUAUUGAUAAUAAUGAAGAUAAUUUAUGUGGAUUUGUAUUAACAAUAAAUGAAAGUGAAAAACAUGAUAAAUUUAUACAAACAAAAUGGAUUGACGAACUUCAUCAAAAAUAUCCAAAUGUUGAUCAAAAUUUUUUUGAAUUAAUUGAAUGUCCUCAAUGGAUUUAUGAUCGAUAUUGUGUUCGUGUACAAAUCUUUAUUGAUUUAACAAUAAAAACAGAUGCAAUUUAUCAUCUUGGAAAUAAAUUAAUGAAAAUUCUUAUGAAAAAACUUUCUCAACAAGGUUGUGAUGGAUGUCAUGCAUUGUUAGAUGAAAGAAAUGUUGCCUUACAUCAAUUUUAUUUAUAUCUUGGCUUUACUGAUAUACCAAUUAUCGAUCAGAAUGAUCAUAUUAUUCUUCUUGGAAAAAAAUUUUAA
Molecule: messenger RNA, 2220 nt
Organism: Rotaria sordida
Lineage: Eukaryota; Metazoa; Rotifera; Eurotatoria; Philodinida; Philodinidae
Source: the annotation of a GenBank genome assembly